GAAACGAGGAAAAGAAAAGAGAAAAAAAAAGAAAAGAAAAAAGAAUUCGUUCGAACAGUAUAUAUUUUUACUCAUUGAUCAUGUGGCUGCCGGUGAUCUCAAUCCUUUGGGCGAUCGUUUAUCUGCUACGUCGUAAACCUAACGAAAUACUCAUAGAGGCAUCGCCGUUCUUAAAUGGCAAGGCAUCAUCUCAUCUUUUCAAUACUCGUGAGUCCGAGUACUUUACAACCCCGUACGAGACAGAAAGCUUUCUAAUGGGAUUCACGCAACGUGGUACAAGAAAGAGCGAAGAGGCCCAUAGGGCGUUGGAGCUCCUCGAGGAUUAUCACGCGAAGCUGACGAGGCCUCAGGAUAAAGCAUUGCGAUUGGCCAUCGAACGUGUCAUCCGAAUCUUCAAAAGCAGACUCUUCCAGGCUCUCUUAGGUGAGUAAAACGUCACACUUAUAGUUUUCACAUUGGAAAUGUGACUUAAGAUGCAAAUGAAGUUUUAUUUUCCUGUGUGUUAUCACGUACGAUUUUGUAAGAGUCUGACGAUAAUGAAAGCCACCAUGUAAGUAUAUAUAUAUAUAUAUAUAAUUUAUCUAUAUAUAGACAUGACAUUAUUUUUGAACUCACAUCUUAAUUCGAACGAUUGAUCAAUUAGAAUCGCUCGCUCGAUCUGUCAGGAAAAAAAAAAAAAAAAAAAAAAACGAAAAAAAAACCGAAUGAUUUCAGAGACAAUAUUUUACGACUGUAGUCAUUUACUAAUAUACAUGCGUAUUCCGAAUAAAUUUUUCAUCCGCAUUUAUCGAAACGACCGAAACGUUUAAUAUUUAAUUUUCUCUCAUCAGAGAGAAAAGAAAAAUACUUCGUCAUCCUUCCAUAACUUCAUUAUUCCGCAUAGAUUUUUAAAGAUUUAAAUAAAUCGUUUUUGAUUGACGUUUAUG
Messenger RNA from Vespa mandarinia (Asian giant hornet), 926 nucleotides. RefSeq lists its product as uncharacterized. The record is from RefSeq and is a predicted model, not a curated record. Lineage: Eukaryota; Metazoa; Arthropoda; Insecta; Hymenoptera; Vespidae.